UAACUGGGCCUUGAAGAAGGCACAUCAUCAAGAGGCUUUAAGAGUGUCUCAUGUAAAUCACCAUAAUCGGACCUAAGGAAUGCAGGAGGUGAUAAAGAACAACCCAAAUCAAGACAAUUGAUGGCUAAACCAGUGCCUCCUCAGGGUGCCUUUCAUGUCAUGACUCUGCUGUAGCCUUUGAGCCGUGCCAGGGGAGCUGCACCCAACGUGUGUCCAAGUACCCACCUGCCUGGGCUACAGGACAAGGAAAGAGGACUAUCUAACUCUGCAUGAAGAUAGGAAUAAGCUCCAGCAAAGCUGGGGCCUCCUGCAAGGCCACUCACUCCACUCUGGGACCUGGUAUGAGUGUGCAGACUUUCCCUGUGUGACACUCCUGUGGCAGACAAGUGGAUGUGGCAGAGCAAAGGAACCAGUUUCAGGUCCCACGAGGUGUCUGAAGUUCAUAUAAAUUAUUCUGUAGACUCAGAGUAAAGGCAACUGAAAACCCCCAGGUGAGAGGGAGCAGGAGAGCUUCUAUCAACCAUAGGAUCAGAUCACUGCAAUGUGACUGUGAGCCAUGAGCUCUGCACUGGAAUUUCAGCAGUUCCUUUCCAGACUGGGGCCAUCUGAAAACAGCUGCUAGGUUUGGCAACAUGACCUGGAUGGGCAUGUCUUCUAGGAGCAUGGGAAUCCCCCCAUCUCCCUACAAGUUGCAGAGUUCUUCCUGUUGUACCUUAGUUCCUGACUACACCUGCUGCCAUCAGGAUUUUUGUGCUACAAGAAAACCCAUCAAGAUGUGUGCAUCACUUGGAUAUUCUCCAAACUUCUCCUCUCCAGGCUUUUUGAUGUGCUGGAUCAGUUCAGCAACCUGCACAGAAUGGAGCACCUGCUGGUAAUCCAGAGAGGAAUUUUGCCAGGAAAUCAGCAUCAUGUGAAAGUGCAUUUCAAUGCACCUUAUCAGCCCUCUCUGAAGGCUGCAGUAUCUGUACCAUCACCAUGACUGAGAAACGAGCAAUAUCCUGCAGAAAAGAUGACAUUUAUUGGCUUGUUUUUCUUCUGUAUGCUGAUGAACGUCCUAACAGAUGCUCGAUCAAUCCUGGAUGGAGAUGAUCCUUACCAGGAGUCUGUAGCCUUGCCAUACUGGCCCUUCUCAGCCAAUGAUUUCUGGUCCUAUGUGGAGUAUUUCCGGACCUUGGGAGCCUACGACAGGAUUGAGGAAAUGGCCAGAGCCUUCUUUGCCCAGUUCCCUUUUGGGAGUCACCUUGGCUACCACGUGCCCAACCACGACCACUGAUUGCUUCACUCAUUUGUGCUGCAGCUGGUGCUGGCCAAGGUG
This is a messenger RNA of Apus apus (common swift), 1315 nucleotides long. RefSeq names its product otospiralin (gene OTOS). The transcript has 6 exons. Lineage: Eukaryota; Metazoa; Chordata; Aves; Apodiformes; Apodidae. Gene Ontology annotation, biological process: sensory perception of sound. The coding region runs from base 1010 to 1273 and encodes 87 amino acids. The record is from RefSeq and is a predicted model, not a curated record.